CUUUGCCAGCUAAAAGCUGACAUAUUCUCUUACAUCAACAACUACCACCAUCGUCACUCCAUUCGUCACCAGACUCAUCACAGGGUAGACAUAAAAACAUAUGGAGUAGUUACAAUAGCAGCAAAGCAAUAAUUUCAGAUAGAGAAAUAGAGAGGAGAGAGAGAUGAGCAGUGCAGGCGCAGGGAAAGUGGUGUGCGUGACAGGGGCGUCCGGUUACAUAGCUUCGUGGCUGGUGAAGUUGUUGCUGGAGCGUGGUUACACUGUCAAUGCUACUGUUCGCAGCCUGAAUGAAUCAAAGAAGACAGCUCACUUACUUGCACUUGAUGGAGCUAAGGAAAGACUACAUCUGUUUGAAGCAAACCUAACCGAAGAAGGAUCUUUUGAUUCUGCAGUUGAUGGUUGUGAAGGUGUCUUUCACACGGCAUCUCCUGUUUUUCUUUCAGUCACCGAUCCAAAGGCAGAAUUAAUUGACCCUGCGGUGAAGGGAACACUUAGUGUUCUUAGAUCAUGUGCAAAGGUUCCAUCUAUCAAGAGGGUGGUGGUAACUUCUUCCAUGGCCUCAGUUAUGUCCAAUAGAAAACCUCGAAAUCCUGAUGUGGUAAUCGAUGAGACUUGGUUUUCAGAUAAGGGAUUUUGUGAGGAAUCAAAGCAAUGGUAUGCACUUUCAAAAACCUUGGCUGAGGAAGCUGCUUGGAAUUUUGCAAAAGAGAACGGGAUCGACUUGGUGAUACUAAAUCCAGGAUUUGUGAUUGGUCCUUUCUUACAGCCAACUCUCAAUCUCACUACCGAGGCAAUUCUGAACCUCAUAAAAACUGGGACUGAAGUCUUCGCUGAUUCAAUAUAUAGAUUUGUUGAUGUACGAGAUGUUUCCUCUGCACAUAUUCAAGCAUUUGAGGUUCCUUCUGCUAGUGGCAGACAUUUAUUGGUCGGGAAAGUAACAUACUCUUCUGAGGCUCUGAAUAUUGUGCACAAACUUUACCCUACUCUCAACCUUCCAAAAAUCAGAUGUGAAGAUGAAAAGCGUCCCAUGCCACCUUACCACAUCUCCAAGGAGAAGGCAAAAAGUUUGGGCAUUGAUUUCUGUUCUCUUGAGGUGAGCCUCAUGGACACUGUCGAAAGCUUGAAGGAGAAGAACUUUCUCAGCUUUUGAAUUAUAAGAUAUACCAGAAAAUGAUCCAAAUGCGUGUGUAAUGGAAAAAUAUUUGUAGAAUAUGUAUUAGAACUCUGCAGAUUGAAUAAUUCCCAGACUGAUAGGUCUGCUGUUUCCAAUUUCAUUUAUGAAGGUGUGUAUUCUCCUUGCAAAAGAAACCAAUAAUCUAUUAUCUAUGUGAGAGAUUGAAAUUUUGAGUGUUUUGUA
Cornus florida is the source of this 1357-nucleotide messenger RNA. RefSeq names its product phenylacetaldehyde reductase-like. Bases 164 to 1150 code for a protein of 328 amino acids. The record is from RefSeq and is a predicted model, not a curated record. Gene Ontology annotation, molecular function: oxidoreductase activity, acting on the CH-OH group of donors, NAD or NADP as acceptor. The transcript is spliced from 6 exons. NCBI's taxonomy places the organism in Eukaryota, Viridiplantae, Streptophyta, Magnoliopsida, Cornales, Cornaceae.